Molecule: messenger RNA, 1694 nt
Organism: Diprion similis
Lineage: Eukaryota; Metazoa; Arthropoda; Insecta; Hymenoptera; Diprionidae
Product: aldehyde dehydrogenase 1A1-like
Exons: 10
Coding region: 96-1565 (489 amino acids)
Molecular function (GO): aldehyde dehydrogenase (NAD+) activity
Source: RefSeq, a predicted model, not a curated record
UAAAACGCACCGCGCAGGCGUCCCUCGAGUAAAAAAGAAUCUCCAAGCCAGACGACCACAGUUGCCGAGAGACCUCAAACUGUAUCGUUAGGGAAAUGGCGAACCGUAAUCCUACCAUCAAGUACACCAAGUUGUUCAUCAACAACGAAUGGGUGGAUGCAGAGAGUGGAAAAAAAUUCCAGACCAUUAAUCCUGCAACCGAGACUGUCAUUGCAGAAAUUUCCGAAGCUGACAAGGCUGACGUUGACAAGGCAGUUUCAGCAGCUAGAAAAGCAUUUGCAAGAGGUUCGCCAUGGCGAACAAUGGAUGCUUCGGCCAGAGGAAAUCUCAUGAAUAAACUUGCGGAUUUAAUCGACAGAGACAGCCAACAUCUGGCGAAUUUGGAGUCUUUGGAUAACGGCAAGUCCUUCGCCGCUUCUCUUUUCGACAUACAGAUAAGCGCCACAGUUUUUCGUUACUACGCAGGAUGGUCCGACAAGAUUCACGGAAGCACUAUACCCGCGGACGGCAACUCGUUCACCCUGACGCGAAAGGAGCCGAUCGGGGUUGUUGGACAAAUCAUACCCUGGAAUUACCCGCUACUAAUGCUAACGUGGAAAUGGGCACCGGCCCUAGCAGCAGGAUGUACAAUCGUCCUGAAACCCGCUGAACAAACACCCUUGACCGCACUACACGCUGCAGCACUGGUAAAGGAAGCCGGUUUUCCUCCAGGAGUUGUUAACGUCCUUCCAGGAUACGGGCCAACCGCAGGAGCAGCGAUAGCUGAACACCCUGACAUAAAUAAAGUCGCUUUCACUGGCUCCACGGAGGUUGGCCAUUUGAUCCUGGCCGCGUCGGCGAAGUCAAAUUUGAAACGAGUCGGCUUGGAACUCGGAGGAAAGAGCCCGGUGGUCGUUUUCGACGACGUCGAUGUCAACGAAGCCGCGGAAAUUGCUCACGUGGCACUAUUUGAUAAUCAUGGACAAAGCUGCUGCGCCGGUUCGCGGACUUACGUUCAGUCCGGUAUUUACGACGCGUUUGUAGCCCGGGCUAAGGAACUUGCCGAGAACAAGAAGGUCGGGGAUCCGUUUGCCCCGGGAACUGAGCAGGGACCGCAAAUCGACAAGGAAAUAUUUGACAAGAUUACAGACCUUGUAGAGUCCGGCAAAAAGGAGGGAGCCGUUUUGAAAACUGGAGGAGAACGCUUAGGAAACGUUGGAUUUUUCUUCAAGCCCACCGUAUUUGCUGACGCUACUGACGAUAUGAGAAUCGCGAAAGAGGAGAUAUUCGGACCUGUCCAAACGAUCUUAAAAUUUGAAACGCUUGAGGAAAUUAUCGAUCGUGCAAAUAACACGACAUACGGUCUCGCCGCAGCUGUCCUGACAAAAGACAUUGACAAGGCUCUGACUUUCGCGAAGGCGGUCGAGGCUGGAAGCGUAUGGAUCAAUUGUUACGAUGCUAUUACACCUCAAACCCCGUUCGGUGGUUAUAAGAAAUCCGGAAUCGGACGAGAACUUGGAGAAGAUGGACUACAAGAGUAUCUCGAAACCAAGACGAUUUCAAUCAAGACAUCUACCAAAAACUGAAACUACCAAAGACCAUAUAUUAUCUACAAAGUAUUUAACAUAAAUAUACAUAUAUUUUGUAAUACCAACCCCUAAACCCAAACCAAUAAACAUCAGAUAUAUUGGCAAUAAAAUAUUGUUGAAUACGAA